GUGAUACCAGUCUUUAAUUUAAAGGUUCUUCCUUCCUGCCUGUGGUUUAUUUGGUUAUUGUUGUGGUGGUUUCGGGAAUGUUUCGAGAGGGUUUCGGCGCACCGUUGGUGGCUUGUGUGGGCUGCGCGCAGGUAGAAGGCAGAGCCACGGCUUUCUCAUACAGGCCUGAUGGAUGUGACGUCAUGCGGCCGUGACAUCAGUGCGAGUAGGCCAUCCACGUCUACUGGAUGUGUCAGGAGUGUUUUGAACUCCACCGUGGUCUUGUUUUAAGUGGUUUUGGUGUACUCACUAGGCCUUCUGCCAUGCCUUACAAGUGUUGCGUUCCUUUAUGUAAAGGGAAUUACAAAAGUGGGCCAAAGGUGUGCUUAUUUUCAUUCCCAAAAGAAGAGAAGCUUGCGCGGGCUUGGCCUCAUGCUAUCAAGCGACCAGACUUCACCCCAACCAAAAACACCAAGGUAUGUAAGCUGCUCUUUCGGCCAGAAGACAUCGAAUGCGAGACCUUUUUCGAUGAGAGGAAUUUGACCAAAGUCCAAGCCAAGUUGAAGCAUCCAUGACUGCGACAGGGAGUUGUUCCCUUGCAACUUCCCAACUGCCCCGCUUAUCUCUCACCGUCACCAGUAUCUGCGAGGGAAUCACCUGAUGAAAGGAGAUCCAGGAUGGAAGAGAUUGCAAUUGAAGAAGCCCUUAAACAGAGUGUUGUUGACCAUGAAGAACUUAAGGAGCGCAGAAAAUUUAGAGAUUUAGAUGAACUGGUCAAAGAAUUUAAACAUUUAGAUAAGUACUGGAAGAUUAUUGAGAGAGAAGAUUCAGUAGUGGUUUGCCAUGUGACUGCCAACCCUGAGCCCAAAAUUAAAUGUUCAGUAACAAUCAGCGAUUCAAGUAGAGUAAAAGUAUUUUUUGAGAGUGUUGAAUUGGAAAAGCUAGAAAAUUACAAAAUCCCUUCAGAAAUUAAUAGCAUUGACUCACUGGAAGAAAUUUUAUGUAACCUUCGGGAAUGUGACUUUGAACAAAAUAUGAGUAGCAGUACUUGUCCUACAGACUCUAAAUUCAUAUUUCUCCUACAAUUAGUCAUUUCCAUCUUGACACAACUGCAAGAAACAAGCACUAAGUAUAGAGACAAUUUGAAAUUUAUAUGUGAACAGCUUCACCUUAUGACAAAAAAGAGACUAAGUUAUUCCCCUGAGUUCAUAGUUUUCUCAUCUCUUAUGUAUAACUGCUUCCCCCAAGGUUACAGAUUACUCAGAAAUGUUGGCUACUUGCUUCUCCCAUGUUAUUCAACCGUGCGACUACUGUCUCUUUCUCUUAGCAUGACUCCAGUACCAGAACAACAAAAUUGUCACUUCCUCUCUUACAUAAAAAAGAAGUUUAAAUUUUUUACCCAAAAUGAUAUGACUGUUUCCCUGAUGAUUGAUGAAAUACACAUUAAGCAAUAUUUUGAUUACAAGGGAGGAAAUGUUGUUGGUUCUGCUUUUAAUUGUGAUGAAGCUGCCAAGAGUGCUUUCAUUUUCAUGAUAAGUAGUGUGUGCUCAAACUUUAAAGAUGUUGUUCAUAUUUUUGCAAGUUAGAACUUUAAAAGCAGAAAUUCUUUUCACAUUUAUAAAGGACAUUGUAAUUGGCUUGGAAAAAAAUGGAUUCAGAGUGAUAUCUGUGGUGACAGACAAUAACAGCAUUAACCCCUUCCUUACCGCAGCCACCGCCCGAUAUAAACAAAGCGUUCCCCUCCUAUACCGCAGCCCCCUGCCCGUGUGCGCACGUGCCUCACAGCCAGAUCUACACAUUA
This is a messenger RNA of Portunus trituberculatus (swimming crab), 1780 nucleotides long. RefSeq lists its product as uncharacterized. Lineage: Eukaryota; Metazoa; Arthropoda; Malacostraca; Decapoda; Portunidae. Bases 657 to 1565 code for a protein of 302 amino acids. The transcript has 3 exons. The record is from RefSeq and is a predicted model, not a curated record.